CGACGGUACUGGCUCAACGACGACAAGCCAGCUCCAUUAUGAUCAUAACACAACAGCCGCCCCAGUCACAGCAGCAGCCUCCCCAAGUCCCCAACAAUAACAGCUGUCAGCUUAUCCAUGGUCUGCACAACGUUUACUCUUACUCCUCCCUCCCCUCCCAUUUUUCCCAAGCCUGGCGAUGCGGCACCAAGUUCACCAUUUCCUCACUAUGCCCCAUCAUUCCAUCGCUACGCCCCACCAUUGCCAUACACUUUCUGCCUCAGCAACUGCUUCAGGAGAGCUGUAUCUUUAUCUCUUUGGACGCGACUCUUGUUCAGACGGGUGUAGAAAUACCCUCGCCAAGAGUGGGCCAUGCUAGUACAUUCGUUAGCAGCGCUCUGAUCGUAUGGGGAGAGACCCUUGGUUUUUACUGACACCUGAUCGCACUUCCAUCUUCACCUCGACUGAGACGUCUCCUACUUAAGUAAGCAAUGCGCGCGCCCCAAAGAUUGGUGCAUCCGCUCUGUCUCACUGAGUUGCAAAAUUUUGUAGUGACACUGACCACUGCCCCUCAGUGACCGUUGUUGAGCAAGAUUCGUGACCAACGCUGGUUUGACGCCAUC
Suillus paluster is the source of this 602-nucleotide messenger RNA. RefSeq lists its product as uncharacterized. The record is from RefSeq and is a predicted model, not a curated record. The transcript is spliced from 2 exons. NCBI's taxonomy places the organism in Eukaryota, Fungi, Basidiomycota, Agaricomycetes, Boletales, Suillaceae. Bases 39 to 413 code for a protein of 124 amino acids.